CUAGCAAACUUGCACGGUUGUAAACGUUCGCUUCGGCACAAAUGAGAAUCAUGUCGCCAUUUGCCUAAAGAUCAAGACUGUUGAAUCUUAAUCGGGAUGGAUUGUACGUGAUAGCUCCUUCUUUUUGGAGACGCUUUUCCAUUUGCUCACACUACGACAUGUUUUCAUGAAGCGAGGUUUUCACAAUAUGGACUCGUUAUGAUCGGACUCGUCCACGGUUCAAAGCCCAACCGUCAUGCAACGGGGGCUAUGCUUGACGACAAAUGUGACGUUGCCGUUGAAAGAAGAGUACAAAGUGGAAUUGGCGUAAAGAUUUUGAAGAAAAUGUGCAGCAUCGGAGAAGGAGAGAGACCUCUCGUGGCCAAGCGGCCACCUUCACGUGCUCCGGGUGACUUUUGGGCUUGCUUGCUGGGCUGCGAGGCGGUUCUGUCCAGCAUGGCCCUGAUGCAAGCCAACAACAUUCCAGGUCAAAAAAAGAUGAUGUCAUCUUUGGGUCACGGCCACCGGGGAACUUCCGAGAGCCACCAAAGCCAUUCGCACCACGGCCACCACGGACACCAAGGUCAUCAUUCGCAAGCCAACAGCCACAUGGCCCAUUUGUCCGCAGGGAGCUGCCCGCCCCUGCUGAUCCAAAAGGACGGCGAUUACCACACGUCGAGAAUAUUGGAUGGGAAAAGCAUGCAUACUGGCCAAAGUAUGCACGUCAAGAAAAAGCACAAAAAAUCUGUUAAGGUGAAGGAGGAAGUGCGGCCUUUAUUGCAGCAGCUCAACAUGGACGACGACGACGACGACGACGACUCCGGUCUGAAAGUCCAGAAGAACUUCAUCUGCGAUCACUGCUACGGCGCUUUCCGGAGCAGCUACCACCUCAAGCGGCACAUACUCACACACACGGGGGAGAAGCCUUACGCCUGCGACAGCUGCGAGAUGCGCUUCAUUCAGCGGUACCACCUGGACCGACACAAGCGGGUGCACAGCGGCGAGAAGCCGUACCAGUGCGAUCGCUGCAAUCAGACCUUCUCGCGGACCGACAGGCUGCUGAGGCACCGGCGCUUGUGCACCGCCGUCAUGGGCAAAGACGACAACCAGUCGUGUUGCGACAGUCGCUCGUCGGCGUACUCGCAGGGCACGUCGGGCCACACGGCUUCCUGGAGCCCCUUACAGUCCUCCAACGGCCGCCUGACCGUCUGACCCCGGAAGCUCAACGCGGCCUAGAUUAUACAACUAGCUAAAACGAGCAGAUUGAAGUUAGUCGGAUCGUGGAUUUUUGUACCUUUUUAUCUUCGUUGUUGAAAUCCGAGCCGUCGAGGCGCGGCGGCGGACGGAUGAUGCGCACUCGCGCUCGAGACUUUAACGGCGCCGCUGCCGCGGGAUACGCUUGACAGUCUUUGACGGGCCCGCCGAGCCCGGAAAUCAAACCCUUCUUCUCCACUUGGACUUUUGGAUUUGUGUCCGGGUCACGAGACGCCCCCCCCCCCCCCCCCCCCCACCGUUAACCUCGCGCUAGUGAUUAGCAGUCCAUGUAAUACUUUAGUUUUUGUCUUGUCAAUGAAAAUCGGUGGACUUUAAGGAAGUUGUUACCAUAAGAUAUUCCACACAUUAAAAACAACAAUUCCAAUGUUAUACGUGAAAGGCUCGUCGUCGAAAUCCAAAUGUGCGGUUCGUCCUCUUUUCUUUUUUUUGUUUUGUUUUAACUUUUAGUCAUUCUGCUCCGGUUCAGGUUGCGGACGGCCGGAUCCGUCUUGUCUUGUUUUGUUUUUAGAACGAUGUCCUUCGAGGGACGUGGGCGUGGCCUCCGACUGUCCGAGUUGGAUCGGUUAGCUUUUGGUUUUUGCGUGAGGGCGGGAAGCGGACUGAAUGUGAAGACGGCGAGCUGCGCCCGUCACGUCUAUUUUGUUGAUCUACUUUUUAAAAAAUGAUAAUAUCCAUCAGUACAUUGUGUUGAGAUUUGCGUUCGGACACUGGACUGAAGCAACGUGUUCAGUUCUAGGACGCACUUUUUCUUUCUUUUUUUUUUUUUUUUGCGUUUUCUAUCUUGACAAGUUGUUUUUUCCCCCUGCCCUUGUUAGAAACAUCUUGGUGUACUUAGACCGCCGUCCUGCCGUCUGCCGGCGGUACCUCGACUCUCGAGCAUCUGUGGUUACGUAAGGCCUCCUCGGAAAAAUAUUGUCUCUAGUUACCGAGGAAAAUUCCGGAUACGAAAGGCAAAAAUAGGCACUGGACUCGCAACCCCCCAAACAUCCCGGAUCUUGGUUUGAAAGUGGGCCGAUAGAGCCGCACUCCCAUUGGCUGUCGCCGUAGCGUCUUCCCGGCAUCCCAUUGGCUAGGAGGGACGUCAACCUUUACCCACGAUGCAUUUCGUUUCCCUCACCGAAUCGCCAUUUGGCGAAGUGCAACCUUUUCACAAGUUUUUCAUUUGUGUUUCUUCAUCUUUCUUCUCAAGAAACGUGAGCGGAAUGAAGUCGUGUGCACGCGUCUGUUCGUUUUUCUCUC
This is a messenger RNA of Syngnathoides biaculeatus (alligator pipefish), 2493 nucleotides long. It is a transcript of the gene znf740b, whose product is annotated as zinc finger protein 740b. The transcript has 6 exons. NCBI's taxonomy places the organism in Eukaryota, Metazoa, Chordata, Actinopteri, Syngnathiformes, Syngnathidae. Bases 199 to 1191 code for a protein of 330 amino acids. The record is from RefSeq and is a predicted model, not a curated record. Gene Ontology annotation, molecular function: RNA polymerase II cis-regulatory region sequence-specific DNA binding; DNA-binding transcription factor activity, RNA polymerase II-specific. Gene Ontology annotation, cellular component: nucleus. Gene Ontology annotation, biological process: regulation of transcription by RNA polymerase II.